Messenger RNA from Trichoderma atroviride IMI 206040, 798 nucleotides. Lineage: Eukaryota; Fungi; Ascomycota; Sordariomycetes; Hypocreales; Hypocreaceae. The record is from RefSeq and is a predicted model, not a curated record.
AUGAAGCAUCUCAUCCUGAUCGGAGCCUGCUAUCUAGAUACCAUCUUGAGCGUACCGCACUACCCAGAAGAAGACGAAAAGCUACGCGCAUCGACCCUCACCAUUCGCCGGGGAGGCAACUGCCCCAACUCGCUCGAGGUGCUUCAGCAGCUCGUCCAGCCUCAAGAUGCCAUCCGCAUGUAUCUGAUCUCGCCUCUGCCGAGCAAAUCAUCGCCGGCCGCGCAGCGCAUCAAGGCUUCAUUUGGUGAGUCGUCACCCGUAAGUCUCGAGCACAGUCUUUACCGAGAGACGUACACGGAAGCGGCCAGCAGUUACAUCAUCCGUAGCGAGCAUUCGGGAAGCCGUACGCUCGUAAACUACAAUGACCUACCAGAAAUGACAGUCGCCGAGUUCGAGGCCAUCGUGCAGAGGUUCAGCCCCGACGACGAGACUUGGUGGCACUUUGAAGGCCGCAUUCCACACACUACGUUAAAGUGCGUCCGCACGCUACGUGACAAGCUCCCAAACGCGCAAGUCAGUAUCGAAGUCGAGAAGCCGGGGAGGGACGGCCUUCGCGAGCUCGCAGCUGAGGCCAAUGUCGUCUUCUAUUCCAAGUCCUGGGCAGAGAAAGCCUCGGUAGGAGCGGGUGAUACUUUCAUAGCGGGAAUGCUCUACAGCCUGGUCUGUCGAAACAAGACCUGGCAUGUCAGCCACGGGCUGAGCUUCGCCGUCCACCUGGCCACGACAAAGGUCCAAAGGGAGGGGUUUCAGGGGCUCGGCGCAGAUGUCCACGACUGGCUAGUAGGCAAUGCGUCCUGA